GUGCACUUUGCUCGGCCAAGCCUCAAUAUCUAUAAGUUGAACCGCUCACUUUCGCCCUUUCUCUGUCUGCACUUCAGACUUUGACUCUUUCAAGAAUUAAUCCAGUAGAUUAUCUCUCAGAGAUAGCGUUUAUAAUACCUUCCAGAAGAUAAAUACUCUAUCGCAUAAUAGGAUAACGAAUAAAUUAGAUUGCUUACUUCAAUUAGGACUCUGGCAAAUUAGACUCGAAGCCAUCAUGCAGAUUGAGCCAGUAGUUUCUGGUCAGAGAAGCUCUAGGAAAACUAGCAGUAGAACGGCCGCGGCGAAAACGAUUAUGUUGAUCCUCUGCAAUUCCGCCAUAUACUUGAACAUUUUGAUAGUGAUCCUCAGCAGCCCAAACGGGGUGGUCGGUCCUGCUGUCCCAAAUGUGGUCAAGGAUACUGAAGCUUUGCAUGCUACGUCUGAUUCCAGUCUCUUGCAUGGCGCCGGGAAGCCAGAGAGAAACAACAUAAUCUCAGGCUCAAAUCACGAUAGGUUCCAAGCUGAACGACCUCGACAUGAACAAGGGGCGCAUGAAGCCUCUGGUGAUGAAGGAGAGGCUCUGGAUGAGGGGGCUGGUUUUCGAAGGGAUUAAUGAAGAUAAAUUGCUUGAACGGAUUCGACAUCAGGACAGGGCGGUCGAGGAACAUAAAGAAACCAUCAAACAGCAUGGGGUGACCGAGGCAAAUCGUCUACACCAAGGUAUGAAAAAUGAUUUCCCGCCACCAGAAGAGGCCGCCAGUUGGAAUGCAGCCCAGCGGGAGCAUCGAUUAACAAGAUGGUGGUCCGGUAUCGUGAAUUUCUGGCGAUCGAUCUUUAGAAGAAAGCAAUGGAAACAAGACAAGCUUUAUCUCCAGUUGAAGACACUCAGGAGUCGGAUGGAGGAGGAUACCCCUAAAGAGGUCCGGAAGGCAAUCAACCGACUAUCGAUUCUCGAGUACAAGGGCUUUGAAUUCUCGAAGGAGGAGGUAAAACUGACCAAUAAGCUAUCAGGACAGAUGAAACGGAAGAGCUUUCAGCUCGACCAGGCCGAUCACCAGCUAAUCAACCAAAUCGGAUGGAAGAAAGUGGUAGGACGAAAGGUUGAAGAGAUUGAUGAGCUGCUGAAGGUCUAUACAGAUGCGAUCUCGAAAUCUAGGUUCCGCAAAAGAUACGUCAAUAAGUACAAGGAAGCAUUAGAGAAUCUAAGGCCGAUGUUAGUCCAAGACGUCACGCGCUGGAAUCCGGAGUAUACGAAGCUGACCGAGAGCAUCAGGAAGCUCAAGGAUGGGCCCGAUUUCCCGAAAAAUCUGGCCGAGUUGGACCCAGAAACCGAACAACGUCUGGCGCUCUUAGACUCCGAAAAGCGCCGGAUCCAAAAGUAUUACCCGCAAUUCUACCCUCAAGACAUUAUCAAAGGUUUGGCUGAAAAGUUCGCAGCUUCGGGGAUUGAGAUGGAUCCUAAGAUGGAGCAGAUGUUGGCUUCCAUGUUGAAAGGUGGGGGUGGAGCUCUACCGGAGGAAUUGGCUCACCUAUUGGAGCCUCCUAGCUCCAAGUUGUAGUUACUCUCGUUCUUUGUUUUCAAAUUGUGGGCUCUCCCUCAUUAGUUCUUCGUAUCUUGGAUCUCUCUCUCCUCCACUCUCUUUGUUAUGUUUUGUGUCUCUCUUUCUCUCGUUGGCUUUUCUUUUUUUUUUCCCCUUGGAUCUUCAGCCCUUCCCAUUCUUACCCCUCGACUAAUAGUUCCAUAUAACAUACACUUUUCAUUUCUCGUUGUUUCUGUAGUGUCAUCUUGCAGAAUCUCGUUGAUAGUUAUAACGUAAACAAGACAUUUUGUGUCGUAAGGAUGUUUAUAGAGUGUUCAUGCUGGCUCCAACAUCUCAUCCAGGGAACUCGUGAUGAAUUAAGC
This is a messenger RNA of Puccinia graminis f. sp. tritici CRL 75-36-700-3, 1903 nucleotides long. RefSeq lists its product as uncharacterized. Lineage: Eukaryota; Fungi; Basidiomycota; Pucciniomycetes; Pucciniales; Pucciniaceae. Bases 537 to 1559 code for a protein of 340 amino acids. The record is from RefSeq and is a predicted model, not a curated record. The transcript has a single exon.